UUGAGGGGGUGCCUCGCAAACACAUUUUGCAGUCCUAGGGCCUGGGAUAUUCCACAAAUAUCUUUACGAAUCUGGUGGUGGUGAUCUCUUGUCCUGUUGGCCCUAUUUUUCGCCUUUAUUUAAGUGUUCAGCUGUGGACAGUGGUUGGCAUCAAAUUGUGUACGUUGUGUGACAUUGCUUCGAUCCUAUCAACGGAUUUGUCAGCUGCUCAAAAUGGAAAAGUGAAAAUUCUCUGUUAAAUGUGGCCUCAGUAAAAACCCCAGCAGAACAAACAACUUCAGCAGCAAGAUAGAAGUCAUGGUCGCUUUCCUCGUGAGUCGAAUGAUCGGAGUGAAGAAAGAUUAGCGCCAAACCCCUGCGAAGCAGUAGCCAAAUUUCGGCAAGAUACGGCGGUGAUCGGUUGGCCCAUCGAUCAACACGAACUCCCAGCGAUAACACCGACGGUGUCAACAUUGGCGGAGCGUCUGCCGCCCGGCCCAUGCCACCACCGUGACCGGGCCAUGGCGGAUCCUUGGCACGCCACCGCGCCGCCGCCGCCGCUGGCCGUCAAGGGCGUACUGCGCGUGGCCAACAAGCCGCACGUGCGCCGUGGUCAGCUGCUGGUCUCUGCCGACCCGUUCGUCUACGUGCUGAAGGCGGAAGCCGCGCGCGUCCGUUGCGCGUUCUGCCUGGACAAGUCGGAGAAGCUGCAGCGGUGUUCCGGCUGCCAGGUGAUGUACUUCUGCAACCGCCACUGUCAGAAGAACGCCUGGAGCGAAUUUCACAGACUGGAGUGUCGCCGCCUGAAGCUGGCCUCGCCGCGCGCCGUACCCGACACAGCCCUGCUGCUGGCGCGGCUCAUCUGCAAGCUGCGUCGCGGUGGAGACCGCCUCUCGGAGCGCGUCACCGACACCCGACACCGCUCCUUCAAAGACCUCAUGUCGCACUACAAGGACAUAAAGGCGUCCGCCAAGCGGAUGGAGCACGUCAUGUCGCUGAACGUGGUGCUCAAGAGUUUCCUGGGCGAUGAAGAGUUCCCCAAUCUGUCGGAGUUGACUGGCAUGUACGGCCGGGUAUGCGUCAACGGCUUCAACAUCCUGGACGGCGAGAUGUCUCCAGUGGCAGUGGGCGUGUAUCUCGCUCCGUCCGUGAUUGACCACUCGUGCCAGCCCAACGCUGCCGCCACGUUCGCUGGCCGCACAAUCUCCAUCCGUGCUAUCGAAGACAUCCCCAGCUUCUCCUGGGAUAAGGUGCGGAUCAGCUACAUCGACACCAUGGCUGACACGGAGACGCGGCUGCGUGAGCUGCGCAACGGCUACUUCUUCGACUGCGACUGCCCGCGCUGUUCGGCCGGCGAGUUCGCUGACCUGGAGCGGGCGCUUUGCUGCGGCACGCCCAACUGCACGCGGCAGGUGAUCCUGCCGGCCGACGACUCGGACGAGCUCCCCCGCUGUGAGCGCUGCCGCUUCGACAACUACCCGACGGACGUGCGCGCCGAGUUUGACGAGCUGCGGCAGGCGACGCGCGCCGCUGCCCAGGACAACACAGUCUAUUACGACCUGUGCCUGCGUGUGCUGCGGCGGCAGGAGCCGCUGCUGCACCCACUUAACGUGUACCGCGUCAAGAUGCUGGACCUGGCGCUGGAGGCGGCCAUCAGCACCGACAUGUGGGAGCGCUGCCUGGAGCUGGGCCAGCAGCUGGAGGAGGGCUACCGGAAGUACUACGGACCAUACGGGGCGCUGACGGGCGUGUUCUACCUGAAGCUGGGCAAGAUUGCGCUCUAUCGGUUCAGGCACGAGCUGGCGGCGCGCUACCUGGGCCUGGCGGCUGACGUGCUGCGCGUCACACACGGCUCCGACCACCCGCUGUACGGCAGUCAGCUGGCGCCGCUGCUGCACCAGCUGGCCGCCGAGACCGACCGGCGCGGCCUGCCCUCGCGCUGAGCGCCCUCCUCCCGCGGCGGGGUCAGGCCAGGUGCACACCUCUCUGGCAUUUUUCUGCCCCCUCUGCGGUCGGUCGGGGCGCGGGCGCACCCGACCGCCAGGCGGGACCGUUCUCCGCCCAUCGCCUGCGCUGAGGUCAGGGUCGUUAGCUGCGCGGUGGGUCGUCUGACCCUGUGCGGAGGUCAAGAGCGGUCUCUGCCUCUGCUCAGUGCCGCUAGCCCAGGCCGGCCUUGUACUGCGAUGACGUCCGUCUGGCUCUCGCAGUGUCAGUCUUUCUAUAGUUGUUUUUGUGGGCGGGGUCGUGUCGCCCUUCUGUCCGACUGAUGUGUUUUUGUAUAGGCGUAUUCCAGUCUUAUGCGUAGUCCAGCCCACUCGCCAACGGCUAAUGACCAUUGACACCAUGCGUAACAAGUGCUCGAGUGGUACUGACAGCGUUUUGUUAGAUAAUACAUUUCCCGUGGUAGCCGA
Molecule: messenger RNA, 2390 nt
Organism: Pollicipes pollicipes
Lineage: Eukaryota; Metazoa; Arthropoda; Thecostraca; Pollicipedomorpha; Pollicipedidae
Gene: Smyd3
Product: SET and MYND domain containing, class 3
Exons: 12
Coding region: 501-1922 (473 amino acids)
Cellular component (GO): nucleus
Molecular function (GO): protein binding
Source: RefSeq, a predicted model, not a curated record